Messenger RNA from Pocillopora meandrina, 692 nucleotides. The record is from the annotation of a GenBank genome assembly. NCBI's taxonomy places the organism in Eukaryota, Metazoa, Cnidaria, Anthozoa, Scleractinia, Pocilloporidae.
AUUUUCUGCAGCGACGUGGAUCAGAACCGGUACGUUCUGCCAGAGAUACAGGAGCGGCUCGCUGAGAGUCUGAGACUACCUCAGUCACCAGUUGUACACGAGCAAAUCUUCCUGUUUUUCCGUGUGCUUACUUUGCGCAUGUCGGCGCGGCAUUUGACACCAUUGUGGCCAACGAUUGUAUCAGAAGUUGUACACGUGUUACUUCAAAUGGAAAGUGACCUGGGUUCUGACGGUAAGUCAGACAAGCAAAGAAUGGUUGUAUCCGAAUUACUUCUCGGCUCAAAUGGGUAUGUGAACUACAGUCAGGAAAAAUGGCUUGGGUUGUACCUUGCGGUGUGUAAACUUCUCGAUCUGUCCCAGGCUCUGCCUAGUGAUUAUUCAUAACAGUUUUAACUCUAUCGCUGGGCAUUUGAUGGGGAGGCGUAUAACAUGACCGCUGGAGAGUAAAGGUUCCAGUUUCCAAGUGUCAUAUAGUUUGUUGGGACAAACUUCUCCAGAAGAGGAUAAGAGAUCAAGUUGAUGUCGAAGAGCUACAGCGUGCGCCAGGAGAACCGUUGCUGACCAUGUGCCAGAUCAAAUCUUCGGGUCAGCUGCUUCUCUUCUUUAAGUGUUUGUCUAGGGACAGGUACUCUGGCUGCGGCGAGAUGCGGGCCAAGAGUAGCAAGUCUAAAUCCUCGCAAAGUAGAAGUUGA